Molecule: messenger RNA, 597 nt
Organism: Vicia faba (fava bean)
Lineage: Eukaryota; Viridiplantae; Streptophyta; Magnoliopsida; Fabales; Fabaceae
Source: the annotation of a GenBank genome assembly
AUGGUUUUGGUUGAUUCAAAGCGUGAUAUGAUUCAAGUCAUUAUCCCACCUCAUUUAAUUUUGAAGUUCAAGGAUGGAAGGUUUCAAUCUAAUAUGUUAGUUGAUGUUGUUGGUGGAGUUAUUGAAAUUCGUCAAACCCAAAUGAUUGCUGAUAAUAACAAGAAUAAAAUUGUUUUUACAAUAACUGAUAUGAGCAAAUUUUUGGUGCAAUGUACUUUUAUGGGGUUAACUUGCUAUACAGUUUUACGAUUAUUACAAGAGUUACACGAAAUAUGGUAUAAGCUUGACGUUAUGACAAUAGACGAGAAAUUUAAAGCAGAGUUUGUUUUUUGGAAUGGCGAUUGUGCGAAGUUAAUUGGAAAGUCUGUUGUUCAAAUGAAAAGGGAGCUGAUAGAGACCAACGAAGAUAAUCCCCUUGAAUCCGCUUACAAACUUGAUGCUAUAUUGAAAAAAGAGCUGGCCAUUAGACCAGUUUUUCAGCCAAAAUAUGGCAGACUUUCUGUCAUUGGCUUCAAAGAUGACGAAGAUUCCCGUAAAAAAAUAAGGGAUUGUUUCAAACCUGAUGAGAUAAUCUUUAUGGACUUCUUUGUUGUAUAA